Loxodonta africana (African savanna elephant) is the source of this 3176-nucleotide messenger RNA. It is a transcript of the gene CXXC1, whose product is annotated as CXXC finger protein 1. The record is from RefSeq and is a predicted model, not a curated record. Gene Ontology annotation, cellular component: Set1C/COMPASS complex. The coding region runs from base 1049 to 2899 and encodes 616 amino acids. The transcript has 15 exons. Lineage: Eukaryota; Metazoa; Chordata; Mammalia; Proboscidea; Elephantidae. Gene Ontology annotation, molecular function: DNA binding; zinc ion binding.
UGCUGACCUUUAGGCUUUAACCACUGCGCCACCAGGGCGAGGCUGUUCCUGUAAAAACAGCAAAGGCCCAGAGGCUGACCCGCGCCUGGCUAAUUUGAGGAAUAGUGAGAAAGCGUGAAGAAGAAAAUUUCUGUGAGGUGAAGUCAGAGAUGUAACGGGGAGGACUGACUGCCUUCCUAAUGCGAUCCAUAUAACCUGUUGGCUCCCCAUUAACGCAUGUGGAAAGGAAAAGUGAUUGAGUGGAGGAAUGAAUGAAAGGUUUCAUCUGAUCCGUUUCCUCAGAGGCCGCUUGGCCAGUGAACUACAAACAGUCGUUGUACGGAGUCAACUGUCAACAUGGCGGCGCCUUUGCGGUAGCCACAACUAGGGCGCUGCCAUGGUGCCUGUGACUGUAUGAACUCGGCCACGUUACGGAAUCAGACUCCAAGAUGACAGCGUCUUCAUGGAAUUCGCGCAGUAGGUGAGGCCAUAUUGCUUGUUAACGUCGAUACAGUACAGGCGGUCAGCGUACGGAUUCGACCGACAAGGUGGCAGCGCCCAGAGGAAAGCUGCCAUACAAGCGCUGCCAUGUUUCAUGGGAACUUACGGACUCGGUCGCCUUACGGACUCGAUAGUCAAGAUGGCGGCUCCUAAGAGCCAUUCAGGGCUCCAGGCGGGCGUAUAGCUUGUUUGCCGCGGAGCCGCCGUACGGAGCCUGCGCAAUAGGGUACGGUGCCCGGUUGGCGCGACCAGAAGCGGAAGUGGUUCUAGUCGCCUUUGCAACGGCCGCGGACGCCGCGGAGUGGUCUGUGCAGGUUACCUUGUCGCUGGCCGAGGUUGCGAGCGGGUGCUUGGGAAUUGGAGAUAUGGUGAGUACCAGUCCAGGGAGUUCUGCGGUAGAGGUCGGUGAGGUUCGUAAUGGUGAAGUCCGACGACAGACGCAUGGGAGUUUGUGGAGGGGGACGGUUCAGACCCAGAGCCACCAGAUGCUGGGGAGGACAGCAAGUCGGAGAAUGGGGAGAAUGCGCCCAUCUACUGCAUCUGCCGCAAGCCAGACAUCAACUGCUUCAUGAUCGGGUGUGACAACUGCAAUGAGUGGUUUCAUGGGGACUGCAUCCGGAUCACUGAGAAGAUGGCCAAAGCCAUCCGGGAGUGGUACUGUCGGGAGUGCCGAGAGAAGGACCCCAAACUGGAGAUCCGCUACCGGCACAAGAAGUCACGGGAGCGGGACGGCAGUGAGCGGGACAGCAGUGAGCCCCGGGAUGAGGGUGGAGGGCGCAAGAGGCCUGCCCCGGAUCCAGACCUGCAGCGCCGGGUGGGGUCUGGGACAGGGGUCGGGGCCAUUCUUGCUCGGGGCUCUGCUUCACCCCACAAAGCCUCUCCACAGCCCUUGGUGCCCACACCCAGCCAGCAUCACCAGCAGCAGCAACAGAUCAAACGGUCAGCCCGCAUGUGCGGUGAGUGUGAGGCGUGCCGGCGUACUGAAGACUGUGGCCACUGUGACUUCUGCCGGGACAUGAAGAAGUUUGGAGGCCCCAACAAGAUCCGGCAGAAGUGCCGGCUACGCCAGUGCCAGCUUCGGGCCCGGGAAUCGUACAAGUACUUCCCUUCCUCGCUCUCGCCGGUGACGCCCUCAGAGUCCCUGCCAAGGCCCCGCCGGCCAUUGCCCACCCAGCAGCAGCCACAGCCAUCACAGAAGCUGGGGCGCAUCCGUGAGGACGAGGGAGCUGUGGUGUCAUCAGCGGUCAAGGAGCCACCUGAGGCUACAGCCACUCCUGAGCCACUCUCAGACGAGGACCUACCACUGGACCCUGACCUGUACCAGGACUUCUGUGCUGGGGCCUUUGAUGACCACGGCCUGCCCUGGAUGAGUGACACAGAGGAGUCUCCAUUCCUGGAUCCCGCACUGCGGAAGAGAGCAGUGAAAGUGAAGCAUGUAAAGCGCCGGGAGAAGAAGUCUGAGAAGAAGAAGGAGGAGAGAUAUAAGCGGCAUCGACAAAAACAGAAGCACAAAGACAAAUGGAAACACCCAGAGCGGACUGAUGCCAAGGACCCUGCAUCGCUACCGCAGUGCCUGGGGCCUGGCUGUGUGCGUCCCGCACAGCCCGGCUCCAAGUAUUGCUCAGAUGACUGUGGCAUGAAGCUGGCAGCCAACCGCAUCUAUGAGAUCCUCCCCCAGCGCAUCCAGCAGUGGCAGCAGAGCCCCUGCAUUGCUGAGGAACACGGCAAGAAGCUGCUUGAACGCAUUCGCCGUGAGCAGCAGAGUGCCCGCACUCGCCUUCAGGAAAUGGAACGCCGAUUCCACGAGCUCGAGGCCAUCAUUCUGCGUGCCAAGCAGCAGGCUGUGCGCGAGGAUGAGGAGAGCAACGAGGGCGACAGUGACGACACAGACCUGCAGAUCUUCUGCGUCUCCUGUGGGCACCCCAUCAACCCACGUGUUGCCUUGCGCCACAUGGAACGCUGCUACGCCAAGUACGAGAGCCAGACGUCCUUUGGGUCUAUGUACCCCACACGCAUUGAGGGGGCCACUCGGCUCUUUUGUGAUGUCUACAAUCCUCAGAGCAAGACAUACUGUAAACGGCUCCAGGUGCUAUGUCCAGAGCACUCACGGGACCCCAAAGUGCCAGCCGAUGAAGUAUGCGGGUGCCCCCUUGUGCGCGAUGUAUUUGAGCUCACAGGUGACUUCUGCCGUCUGCCUAAGCGCCAAUGCAACCGCCAUUACUGCUGGGAGAAGUUGCGGCGUGCUGAAGUGGACCUGGAGCGUGUGCGUGUGUGGUACAAACUAGAUGAGCUAUUUGAGCAGGAGCGCAAUGUACGCACAGCCAUGACAAACCGGGCAGGGUUACUGGCCCUGAUGCUGCACCAAACCAUCCAGCAUGACCCGCUCACGACCGACCUCCGAUCUAGUGCUGACCGCUGAGCCUCACCUGCCCAGGCCCCCUCACACCCUGCAUUCCAGGCGGGGGAACUGCCUGAAUCACCCAUGUGUCUGUUCUUCCAUUCGGUUGUUUCUGUUAGGGCCCGGAGUUUCUCUCUGUGCCCAUCCACCAUUUGACUACCCACUGGAGAGUCUCAGAAUUUCUUCGGCCCUGUCUAUCCCUCUGUCUCUUCAUGCUCUGUGCCUGGGUGGACUGUAAAGCAUUGCCUCCCCAUCCCUGAGUUUUGUUAAUAAAAUUUGGAAAAACCACGGAAGACAA